AACACUUGACACUUUGCAUCCAUCGGCAUCAAGUAAGCUAGCUAGCUGUAGCGACUAGGGAACGUGUGUGUGAGUGUACGCAUAUGGCGGCGACGACGCGCAGCACCUGUGCCCUGGCGCUGGCCCUGGCGGUGGUUGCCAUGGCCGCCACCACCACCAUGGCCCAGAACUCGCCGGAGGACUACGUCGCCGCCCACACCGCCGCGCGCGCGGAGGUGGGCUUAGGGCAGGUGUGGUGGGACCAGAACCUGGCGGAUUACGCGGAGUGGUGGGCGAACCAGCGGCGCGGCGUCUGCGGGGGACACUCUGGUGUGGUCGGCUACGGCGAGAACAUCUUCUGGGGUUCCGCCGGCUGGCCGUGGACGGGGGUCGACGCCGUGAACACAUGGGUGGACGAGAAGCAGUACUACGACUACAACAGCAACAGCUGCUGGGGCCCGUACGGGUGCGGCCACUACACGCAGGUGGUGUGGCGCGAAUCCACGCUCAUCGGCUGCGCCCGCGUAGACUGCGACAACAACCUCGGCGUCUUCAUCACCUGCAACUACUACCCGCAGGGGAACUGGAACAACCGCCGCCCGUAUCUGGCUGCAAGCUCUGCUGCUUAAUUAAGUAUGCACUACUACUGCUGCAUGCGAUGGAUAUGAUCCAGCCAUCGUGCUACGUACUCCCUCGGCGCGCUACUCCUCGAGAGGUUCCAUAUCAAGUCCAUUUCUACGUCUGGUGGAGUGUUUAUGUAUAGCAAUGGGUGCUGCAUGUCUGCACUCCGCUGCACGUUGUCUGUAAUACUACGUUUUUCCAUAUUGUGCGUUUGCAAUAAAGUGCUCUGGAUCUUUGGUCUGUA
Molecule: messenger RNA, 844 nt
Organism: Lolium perenne
Lineage: Eukaryota; Viridiplantae; Streptophyta; Magnoliopsida; Poales; Poaceae
Product: pathogenesis-related protein 1
Cellular component (GO): extracellular region
Source: RefSeq, a predicted model, not a curated record